AUGAUCAAAAGUUUUGCCCAGGAUAUCGCCAAAAUUGAGGUCGGAAAGGACUGGCCGUAUAGCUUCGUCCGACGUAACAGCGAUGAGCUCGGUUGCACUUGGUUCGACGGUUUUGAUAUCGCAAGAAAGAGAGCAGACAAUGCUUCUAGAUACAGAGCCUACUAUGAGCUUAUUGGCGAGAAAAUCGAGAAAUACGACAUCCUGCCUUGCAACACGUAUAAUGUGGACGAAAAGGGCUUUCUCCUCGGCGUCAUCAAUCGUACCAAGAGAGAUGGCAACAGAUCAUGGAUCACGUUCCUGGCAUGUGUCUGCCAAGACCUGACCGCGCUACCCCCGUUUCUCAUCUACCAAGGCAAGCCAGGGCAAGUUCAGGACUCCUGGCUCACGGAGUUUGAUCCGGAGCACCAAGCGGCGUUUUCACAACCUCAGAAACGGGCGCGAAACGGCCGGGAUUACCGCCUCCUGAUUACCGACGGACACUCUAGUCAUGUCAAUAUGGACUUCCUGGAGUGGUGUGACCAGCAUCGGAUAAUCGUUGCCGUGUUUCCGCCGCAUUCCACGCACAGGCUGCAGCCCCUGAUGUGUCCCUUUGGCCCUCUUUCGACCGCAUACACCAACCAGCUCAUCCAGUGGACUGCAAAGACACAGGGACUCAUCGGGCUAUCGAAACGCGAGUUCUGGUCGUUAUUUUGGAACGCAUUCGGGUCAUCUUUCUCGGCGGAGAACAUCGCAAGUGGUUGGAAACGGACCGGACUCCUCCCAUUUGACCCUGAAGUCGUUUUGUCGCAGAUCGCGGAGAAAACAGAAGAUGAGUCUGAGUCUGGCGACAGCUCCGUUGACUCGCUCGCCCUGCAGCAGCCCACUGCUCGGGAUUUGCGCCGACUUGUCGACAAGAACGAAUUGCUUCGAUAUGAGAAUCAGGGACUUCGGGAGACUAUCUUUCACGAAAAGCAGCGCAGAAUGCGCGGUAAAGCUCUGAAGGAUUACCUUUUCGAUCGUGUAGAUCCUAACUCGGCGCAGGUAUUUAGCCCUGCAAAAGUGGCCCAAGCGCGCUUGAAGAAAGCAGCCAUGGAGACUCAGAAGCAAGAAGAGGCCUUGGAGAAAGAACGACAAAGACGUCAGGCAAAGGAAGCCAGACAACAAGAGCGGGAGAAAAACAGGCAGAUACGGAAAGAGCUCAAGCGAAAGAACCAGAAAAAAUGUCGGAAAUGGGAUCCGGACCUCUGUUGCUCCACAGACUCGCGAGAAGAGUCCGGGCGUUCGAGACGAGAUUGUCGUCGCCAUUUCGGCUCCACCAGAACCGACGACAGCUCCGGAACACUCAAAAUCGCCAAACAUUAA
This is a messenger RNA of Hirsutella rhossiliensis, 1341 nucleotides long. Its product is annotated as DDE superfamily endonuclease domain-containing protein. Gene Ontology annotation, molecular function: DNA binding. The coding region runs from base 1 to 1341 and encodes 446 amino acids. Lineage: Eukaryota; Fungi; Ascomycota; Sordariomycetes; Hypocreales; Ophiocordycipitaceae. The record is from RefSeq and is a predicted model, not a curated record. The transcript has 6 exons. Gene Ontology annotation, cellular component: nucleus.